ACUUUCACAGUUUUCACCGAUUUUACCGACAAACUGAGAGUAAAUAACGAUCAAUACACCGACAGAAUCAACAACAACAACAACAAGAGGAGGAGGACUGAGCUGCGGAGCGACAACAUGGCGGACUCCUGCCGAACCUACGAGCGUCUGACGGCGGAGCAGAUGGACGAGCAGAGGAUCCAGAACGUGGCCUACCAGUACCUCUGUAGGCUGGAGGAGGCCAAGAGGUGGAUGGAGGCGUGUCUGGGGGCGGAGCUUCCGGCCCCCACAGAGCUGGAGGAGGGGCUGAGGAACGGGGUCGUCCUCGCCAAGCUGGGACAUCGAUUCUCUCCCAACGUGGUUCCACUGAAGAAGAUCUACGACCCGGAUCAGCUGAGAUACCAGGCGGUGGGUCUUCAGUUCCGUCACACCGACAACAUCAACCACUGGAGGAACGCCAUGACAUCACUGGGACUGCCAGCGAUCUUCCAUCCAGAAACUACAGACGUCUACGACAAGAAGAACAUGCCACGAGCUGUUUACUGUAUCCACGCUCUCAGCCUGUAUCUCUACAGACUUGGUUUGGCUCCACAGAUUCACGACCUGUACGGGAAAGUCAACUUUACAGAGGAGGAGAUCAGCAACAUGAAGUCAGAGUUGGAUAAACUGGGGCUCCAGCUGCCGGCGUUCAAUAAGAUCGGAGGGAUUCUGGCCAAUGAGCUGUCAGUGGACGAGGCUGCAGGCCACGCGGCGGUGAUCGCCAUCAACGAGGCGGUGGACCGGGGUCAGCUGGAGGUGACGGCGGCGGCCCUGAGGAACCCCAACGCUCUGCUGACCGACCUGCAGGAGGCGCUGAUGAACGUCUACCAGGAGGUGCUGCAGCACGCCAGGAGGAGCAAACAGCAGGAGGCCAGCGUGCGUCAGGCCGGAGGCUCGGAGGAGAAAGACGUGUACGAAGAGUUCCUGACUCGCAGAGAAAUCCAGAACAACAUCAACAUCGUCAACGUGCGGUGGGCGGUGGACCAGGUGGACGAGGCUCUGGAUUUGUCCUGUGAGGCUUCUCUGGCCUCAGCUCUGCAGCGUCCCUGUUUGUCUCUUCGAGGCGUCCGGACCGACAACAGUCUCUGGUACCUGGAGACGCUGACCGCCCAGCGCCAGCACAAAGCCCAGGAGGAGGGCUGUGUUGACCCUUUGGAGCCUGAUGAGCUGCAGGACGGCGUGACCGCCGCCAACCAGGACGCCCACCGAGCCCGGACCAUGCGUGCGGCGGUGCGCAGCGUGAACGCCUCGCUGCGUCUCAACGACCCUCGCCACACCGUCAGCUGUCUGAUGACCUCUGACCUCCAGCUGCCUGAAGUGUUUCCCUUCGCUGCCGGUCUGUACCACCGAGAGCUGCAGCUGCUGCAGAGACGCACCAGCCAGGGGGAGCUGCAGCAGGAGGAGCUGUUUGUUGCCGUGGAGAUGCUGUCAGCUGUGGCGCUCAUCAAUCAGGCGGCGGAGGCGGGACAUCUGCAGCAGUUCAGCUCCUCAUUGGUCAGUCCGUCUGCAGGCCUGUCUGACGUGGACCCCGCGCUGCUGGACAGGUACUUUGAGGCUCUGGUUGGUGUGAAGCAGCAGGUGAGCCGAGACCUGCUCACCUGGAACCAGCUGCAGGAAGUUGUUAACUCUGUGAACCAAUCAGUGCAGGAGGAACACACAGAGCUGCUGGCGGUGCAGCAGGUGAACGAGGCGGUGCUGAGAGGAGACGCUGAGCGGCUGCUGUCUGCUCUGCUGCUGCCGUCCUGCUGCCUGGAGGACGUCCUCCCUGCCAACACCUGCCGAUACCUGGACCUGCUGACCAGCGCCAGGGAGCACCGAGCACAGGUGAGCAGAGACCGAGGAGCUGAGCUGUGGUUGGCUGAUAUCCAGGAAGCAGUGAGGACAGCCAAUCAGCAGAGCCAGAGAGCUCUGAAGCUGUGUCUGUCUGUAGCGGCAGUGAACCAGGCUGUGAAGGAGAACCGGGUGAACCAGACUCUCCGUGUGUUGCUGCUGGCGGAGGUCGGCCUGCAGGGCGUGGUUCCUUCCUGCGCUGCAGAUUAUCAGAAGGAGCUCCACGCGCUGCUAGCACGCCGCCGCCGCGCAGGUGACAACAGGAGUCCGUGGGUUCGAGUCCGGCUGGACGACGGCUCGUUUUAUUACCUCCACCUGAACAGACUGGAGGGCAGCUGGGAGAAACCAGACGGAUUCAUACAGAACAGCGUGUUCCUGGACCGGCAGCUGAUACAGGAAGUGGUCAGCAGCGUGUCGGCGUCCUACAGCCGUGGCGUCCUCUGGCGGAGCAGCGAAGCCCUCAUCACCCGUCUGCAGGCGGCCAGCCGAGGCUUCCUGCUGCGACAGAAGCUGAAGGCUCGACAGCGUUACCUGAGCAACCACACACCUGCUGCCAUCACCAUCCAGGCUCACUGGAGGAGGUUUGUCCAGCAGAGGGCGUACAGACAGAGGCUGCAGUUCCUCUACACGAACUGGAGAGCUGUUGUCAAGAUCCAGUCGUUGGUGCGGAUGUGGUCGGCGAGGAGGAAGUAUCGAGCUCGGCUGAGUUUCCUCAGUCGUCAGGUGGGCGCCGUGGUGAAGAUCCAGGCGUUCUUCAGGGCGAGCAGAGCGAGAGACGAGUACCGGACGCUGGUGCACUCGGCCACGCCCCCGCUGUCCGUCCUCAGGAAGUUCGUCCACCUGCUGGACCACGGCGACGGUGACAUCAGAGAGGAGGCGGAGCUUCUGCGUCUGAGGGAGGACGUGGUGAGGACGAUCCGCUUCAACCGCCGACUGGAGGACGACCUGGACAUGAUGGACCUGAAGAUCGGCCUGCUGGUCCGCAACCGGGCCACGCUGCAGGAAGUGGUGUCUCACUGUAAGAAGCUGACCAAGAAGAACAAGGAGCAGCUGUCGGACAUGAUGGACGUCCAGAGGAGACGAGGACUGAAGGCCCUGAGCCGGGACAGGAGACAGAGACUGGAGGCCUACCAGCACCUGUUCUACCUGCUGCAGACCCAGCCUCUGUACCUGGCCCAGCUGAUCUUCCUGAUGCCUCAGAGUCGCUCCACCAGCUUCAUGGAGAUGUUGGUGUUCAGUGUGUUUAACUACGGUGCCGACUGCAGAGACGCUUUCCUGCUGCUGCAGCUGUUCACCGCCGCGCUGCGCUCCGAGAUCAGGCUGAAGGUGGAGCAGCCUCAGGACGUGGUCACAGGUAACCCCUUCGUCAUCAAGAUGUUGGUGAACUUCUACCGGCACGCCGGCGGUCAGAACGCGCUGCGGGACGCUCUGGGCCCGGCGCUGCAGGACGUCCUGCUGGACCGCAGCCUCAGCAUCCGCACCGACCCGCUGGAGGUCUACAAGAGCUGGAUCAACCACACCGAGACCCAGACCGGAACCAGGAGCUCGCUGCCGUACGACGUCUCACCUGAAGAGGCUCUGAGUCACCCCGAGGUCCAGAGACGCAUCGACAUCGCCAUCAUCAACCUGAAGAACCUGACGGACCGCGUCCUCAAAGCCAUCACCUCCAACCUCCACAAACUACCUUAUGGUUUGCGGUACACAGCGAAGGUUCUCCGAGACGCUCUGAAGGAAAAGUUUCCUGCUGCCAGCGAGGACGAACUCUACAAGGUCGUGGGUCACCUGGUGUAUUACCGCUACAUGAACCCGGCCGUCGUGGCGCCAGACGGGUUUGACGUGGUGGACCGGUCCGCCGGCGCCGCGCUGCAGCCGGAGCAGCGCCACCUGCUGGGCUCCAUCGCCCGCAUGCUGCAGCAAGCCGCCGCCAACAAACACUUCCACGGAGACGGGGCCCACGUCAGGGCGCUGAACCAGUACAUCAGCCAGACGCACGCCAAGUUCAGGAAGUUCCUGUGGAGCGUCUGUGACGUCCCGGAGCCGGAGGACCGGUUCAACAUGGACGAGUUCUCCGAGCUGCUUAUCGUCAACAAACCCGUCGUCUACAUCUCCGUCAGCGAGCUGCUCAACACACACCAGUUGUUGUUGGAGCACCAGGAGGUUUUGGCCUCGGACCCCUCAGACCCCCUCAGGCUGCUGCUGAAGGACCUGGGGCCGGUCCCGGCCCUGCAGGACCUCAUGGGUGAGUCAGCUGAUCCAGGAUCUGAGGUUUCUCUGAGUCUCACCAACAAGUUCGACAUCUUCAACGAGUCACACGACCAACCGGACGCCAGAGGCCUGCUGCUCAGCGUGAAGCAGCUGGUCGUUGACGUCAUCAGGACGCAGUCAGGUGACUCUCUGAGUCACAUCCUGAGAACUUCGGUGUCACGUGACCAGGAGGCGUCCCACGAUUGGCUGGUGCAGCGGCGAGCUCGGCAGGACGCUCGAACGCCCGACAAGCUGAAGAGGAACGAGUCGCUGGUCGCCAACGGCAACCUGAGCCUCGAGGAGAAGAAGAAGAAGAUCCUGCGGGGAAUCCGUCGUUUAGAGGGACUCGGAGUCCUGAACCCCCCCGAGAGCCAAAACCAGGUCCUGCAGCUCAUCGCCAAGGACAUCCGUCAGCAGCGUGUGCGGCGCCAGCGGCGAGGGGCGGAGCUUCAGAAGCUGCGUCAGACGCUCGGCGCCCUGCAGCUGAAGAGCAGCUUCCACCGCCAGCAGGAAGACUUCUACAGGGAUUACAUCACUUCCUGUCUGGACCAACUGACACACAGCAAAGCGACCAAUAAGAAGGCAGACAGAGGGAAGAAGAAGCCUCUGAGCUACACGGCCGCCCGGCUGCAGGAGAAAGGAGUCCUGCUGGAGAUCCAGGACCUGCCGGCCUCACAGUUCAAGAACGUCGUGUUCGACAUCGUUCCAGGAACGGAGAGAGGAAGCUUCAGCGUCAAGGCUCGAUUCCUGGGAGUCGAGAUGGAAGAGUUCCUGCUCAAAUACCAGGACCUGCUGCAGCUGCAGUAUGAAGGCGUGGCGGUGAUGAAGAUGUUCGACAAGGCGAAGGUCAACGUCAACCUGCUCAUCUUCCUCCUCAACAAGAAGUUCUUCAAGAAAUGAAACAAGUGAAGCUCUGAACUCUGUUUUAUGUCUCACUACAGGCUCAGAGCUCUAUACAUCUCUCUAUAUGUUUUAUUAUAUCUAAAUGUGUUUCUUUAUCUCUGUACAUCUUUUUAUAUAUAUAUAUAUCUGUCACUACAUUAUAUCUGGUUCUGAAGCUUCUCACCAAACUAAUGAUGAAACAUAAAACUGUUUACUGGCAUUAAAUCACAGAUAAAGAAUUAAUUUUGUCUUCAGACUGAAUCAGACUGAAGCUUGUUGCUGUCGUCACGGUAACAAACUGUUUGUGUUUGUUGUGAACGCAGCGUUUCAUCUUAUUAAUCAUCAUUCUGUGUAAAUAUUUUAUAUUUCCACUGAGAAUAAAAAACACUAAAAGACCAAAAAAGACAAAAACACUGAAACGAAAAGUCGUUUCACUUCUUUGAGAUUAUUGAUCAGAUCAGGAUUCACUCAUUAAUGAUCGGCUGCUUUGAGUAUUGACCGUCAAUAACUGUAAAUAUUUUCUGUCACUCCCUGUUUGUUUGUUUUUGUUGACUUUUGAAUGUUUUUGAAACUGUUUUUUACUUCAUUAAAUAUCUGAACGUU
Centropristis striata (black sea bass) is the source of this 5577-nucleotide messenger RNA. It is a transcript of the gene iqgap3, whose product is annotated as IQ motif containing GTPase activating protein 3. Bases 118 to 4992 code for a protein of 1624 amino acids. The record is from RefSeq and is a predicted model, not a curated record. NCBI's taxonomy places the organism in Eukaryota, Metazoa, Chordata, Actinopteri, Perciformes, Serranidae. The transcript has 36 exons. Gene Ontology annotation, biological process: regulation of actin cytoskeleton organization; regulation of GTPase activity. Gene Ontology annotation, molecular function: GTPase activator activity; actin filament binding; calmodulin binding. Gene Ontology annotation, cellular component: cytoplasm.